This is a messenger RNA of Syngnathus acus (greater pipefish), 2189 nucleotides long. It is a transcript of the gene dtl, whose product is annotated as denticleless E3 ubiquitin protein ligase homolog (Drosophila). The record is from RefSeq and is a predicted model, not a curated record. Gene Ontology annotation, cellular component: nucleus. Lineage: Eukaryota; Metazoa; Chordata; Actinopteri; Syngnathiformes; Syngnathidae. Gene Ontology annotation, biological process: proteasome-mediated ubiquitin-dependent protein catabolic process; mitotic G2 DNA damage checkpoint signaling. The transcript is spliced from 15 exons. Bases 156 to 2111 code for a protein of 651 amino acids. Gene Ontology annotation, molecular function: protein binding; protein-macromolecule adaptor activity.
GGUUUAGCGCGGAAUUCAGUCACUGCGUUCAGACGAUCGGUUCGCGGGAAAGAAAAGCCACAUCAACACAGCGUACUGCUACUAGAUAAGAGGAAUAAGAAAUACACAUAAAUAUAUGUUGGAAUUAUCAGAUCGGUUCCAACUGAAACAUAGGGAUGCUUUUUCGUUCAAUUAUUGAAAAUCGUCUAGGCAGACAACGGCAGAAUGCAUUACCUACUCAAACCCGGACCAUGUAUCCCCUGAGCUCCCUCCUGGAAGGCUACCAGUGUGUUCGCAAUGAUGAACAUAUCUCCUAUGGCAGCCUUGGUGAUUCAGUGCCCCCAUUUGGACUAUCCUUCUCCUCUGCGAGGGAGAUUCAGGAUGUUCUGGCUGUGGCAAAUGAAGAAGGCAUUGUUAGGAUUUACAACACUGAGGGGCGAGGAGACCGACUUCUUAAAGAAUGGCUGGCUCACGAGAAUGCUGUCUUUGACAUAGCAUGGGUGCCUGGGGAGUCUCAAUUGGUGACUGCUGCAGGCGACCAGAUGGCCAGGUUGUGGGACGUGAAGUCAGGCGAACUGUUAGGUGGCUUCAGAGGCCACCUUUGCAGCCUCAAAUCUGUUGCAUUCACUUCAGAGGACAAAGCUGUAUUCUGUACUGGCGCAAGAGACGGAAAUAUUUUGGUGUGGGAUACCAGAUGCAGCAAAAAAGAUGGUUUCUACAAACCAGUGAAACAAAUCCAGGGUGCUCAUAACAAAGCAGAGACAAACCCCCCAUCGAAAACAAAGAAAAGACGACUCAGUGUUCGUGGCAUGGCUCCCAGUGUGGACACCCAGCAGAGUGUCACUGUGGUGUUAUUUCAAGAUCAGCACACUCUCAUCUCCUCGGGGGCAGUUGAUGGGUUUGUGAAGAUGUGGGACCUGAGGAAAAACUACACCGCGCACCAUCACCAACCUGUAGCCCUGCAGACGUACCCGUAUCCCGGCUCUUCUAUGCGUAUGCGUCUCGGGUAUUCUGGUCUUGUCCUGGACUCCACGAGGUCUAAUGUCAUGUGCAACUGCACUGAUGACAACAUUUACAUGUUCAAUGUCAGUGGAAUCAAAACUACACCAGAGGCUGUGUUCAGUGGCCACCAAAACUCAUCUUUUUACAUCAAAUCCACAAUUAGUCCAAAUAACCAGUUCUUGGCCAGUGGCUCAAGUGAUAACCACACAUACAUAUGGAAGAUCUCUGAUCCUACGCAGCCUCCCAUAACUCUUCUAGGCCAUAGUGAGGAAGUGACAUCUGUUGCAUGGUGCCCAACAGACUUCACUAAGAUCGCUUCCUGCUCCGAUGACCACACUGUGCGCAUCUGGCGCCUACGUCGUGAAAUGGGUGGAGAACAGUCAUCAGUGGGAGAGGCCAAUCUUGUUGGCUGGGCACGUCCAAAAAGUCCACGCAAACUUUCGAAUCCCACUGAGAUAACACCUGCUAAGGAGCAGAUGGUUGAGAGCAUUGGAGGCCUGGCCUCUCCGUGCCUCGCCUCCUGUGCUCCCAGUGGUGCCGCCUUACCGCUCUCCUCCAGCACCACCUCACCUGUCCAUUCUCGGCAAGCCAAAGCUGCUAAUUAUCAGAGAACUUCCAUUAAGUCCUGGCUCUCCCCCAGUCAAGGAUCUCCAAGCCAAAAGAGCCCUCUACUGUGUAAAGUUCUGAGUCCGUGUCCUCAGAGCCCAACGAAUUGCACUUCUCCUUUGGUACCGCGAGCCAAACGUAGGCUGGAGACUGUCAACGGCUCAACUGAUGAAUGUGAGGGCACAAAGCUGAGCGAGUGUGUCUCCGAACUCUACCCUGUUGCCAAAAGGUGCAAGGGCCAGUCUGGCAUCGCCCGCCCAGCUCAAGGGGAUCUGCCACACACAGACAAUCAUAUUGACGAAGGCCGAGAGUCAUCAAUACAGUCUGGAAAGGAAAACUACUGCCCUGGGGUGACAGACUGGCUGUCAGCAAUGGGCCAAAAGAUGAGAGGAAACUCUCGUAGCCCUCGAAGCCCCAGUGCUGCAAAGAAACAAGAGGGCAAGACGCCAGCAUCACCAACUUUGAACUCACCGCGGAACAUGAAAAAAAUCUCCUCCUAUUUCAUGAGGAGAGGCACAGACUGACCCAUCAGCAUCCAUGAGUAGUGCCUCAACAUUUUUGACGCUGUGCAGUCACUGACUGACAGGUGUGUAAUGAAAAAA